CCAACCAAGAUAAACUCACACAUCAAUCUUUGCUUGUUAAGGUCCAUCGAACCUAGUAAAACAAAGAAAUGGCUUCUCAUCAUCUCCAAUAUCUUGUGCUUGCCAUAGCCACACUUCUCACAAUCUCUUCACAUGCACAACUCACUCCUGAUUUUUACAACAAUGUUUGCCCUCAGGCACUGCCUAUCAUUAAGUCAGUUGUUCAACGAGCAAUAUUUCGUGAACGGCGCAUUGGAGCAUCUUUACUUCGUUUGCACUUCCAUGACUGUUUUGUCAAUGGCUGUGAUGGAUCAAUUCUGCUGGAUGACACCCCCAACUUCACUGGGGAGAAGACUGCCCUUCCAAAUAUUAACUCAAUAAGAGGUUUGGAGGUGGUUGAUGAAAUUAAAGCAGCCGUUGACAGAGCUUGCAAACGUCCCGUGGUAUCAUGUGCAGAUAUCUUAGCUGUAGCCGCUCGUGAUUCUGUGUCCAUAUUGGGAGGCUCACUCUACUGGUACAAAGUGUUACUAGGCAGAAGGGAUUCAAGAACUGCUAGCAAAGAUGCUGCAAACUCAAAUCUUCCACCCCCAUUUUUCAGCCUCUCUCAGCUACUUUCAAGUUUUCAGUCUCACGGCUUAGACCUCAAAGAUCUCGUGGCUCUCUCUGGUGCACACACCAUUGGAUUCGCGCAAUGCGCCACCUUUAGGAACAGGAUCUACAAUGACACCAACAUAGACCCCAACUUUGCAUCUUCUCUGCAGGGUACGUGCCCUAGAAGUGGUGGAGACAGCAAUCUAGCACCGUUGGAUCGUUUCUCUCCCUCAAGAGUUGACACUUCGUACUAUACCUCUUUGCUGAGUAAAAAGGGUCUCCUUCAUUCUGAUCAAGAGCUCUUCAAAGGAGAUGGUGGUGAGAGUGACACUUUGGUGAAGCUCUACAGCAGGAACCCUUUUGCUUUUGCUAGAGAUUUUAAGGCUUCCAUGAUCAAGAUGGGUAACAUGAAGCCUCUUAUUGGGAAUGCUGGAGAGAUCAGAGUCAAUUGUAGAAGUGUCAACUAAAUGCUUUUAAAGUGAAGCGUGGGGUUUCCAUAAUAAUCAUGUGAUCUUCUGCUGGUUCAAAAUUGUAUUACAAUUCAUUUUUUUUAUUAGAAUGUUAUUAAGUGAAGUUGCUGUAUUGGAUGUCAUUUAUUGUGGCACUUCUAAAAGUAAUAUUGAAGGUGCCACAAUGUCAAGACUUUCAAGGUUUUAUGAUCGUAAUUGUAUCAUUGUUAUAAAUGUAAUAAUUGUUUCUGAUUGUAUUA
Glycine soja is the source of this 1279-nucleotide messenger RNA. RefSeq names its product cationic peroxidase 1-like. The record is from RefSeq and is a predicted model, not a curated record. The coding region runs from base 69 to 1037 and encodes 322 amino acids. NCBI's taxonomy places the organism in Eukaryota, Viridiplantae, Streptophyta, Magnoliopsida, Fabales, Fabaceae. The transcript has 3 exons. Gene Ontology annotation, molecular function: peroxidase activity; heme binding. Gene Ontology annotation, biological process: response to oxidative stress; hydrogen peroxide catabolic process.